Molecule: messenger RNA, 1929 nt
Organism: Paraglomus occultum
Lineage: Eukaryota; Fungi; Glomeromycota; Glomeromycetes; Paraglomerales; Paraglomeraceae
Source: the annotation of a GenBank genome assembly
AUGCCCGACGACAAAAAGCUUCCUUGGGGCAUAAAUGCACCAAAACCUGGCUCCGCAAAGCAAGAGUCAGAGGAAGCUGCGAAAGUAUACGCUGAAUUUGUAGCUUCUUUUGAGAAAGACGAUAGUGCAGGCAAAACUUUUGUGAAAGGAGAAACCAUUGUGCCAAAAUUACUAUUCGACCAUGAAGCUAUCAGUAAGAAGGAAACAUCGAGUAUUGCAAAGGAACCAGAACUUUACAAACCGCAGCCGCUCGUAUUUGCUCCUAAAAGCUCUCCGCAAGAGUCCAAGGGGAAAUUGAAUGAAGAUGACAGCGUUGGCAAGGAGGAAGAAACGAAAGAAGAGAGAGCUAGCAAGAAACGUAAUUUAGAUGCCUUUUUGGAGGAAAUAAAAAGGGAGCAAGAGGAGAGAGAGGAUAGACUUAGACAAAAGCAUACUCGAUUAGCUGGUGCCGGUGUGAAUUCUGAAGAAGGAGGCAGUGAUGAUUAUGUUACCGGAUCUUUGACUGUCAAAGCAGCGUUUGAGUAUCGCCCAGGAUCUCAUGAUACCGGAGAUCCUCACACAACGAACUUGUAUGUUGGAAAUAUUAGCCCUGAGUUAAACGAAGAAAUGUUGUGCAAAGAAUUUGCAAAAUAUGGUCCAAUAGCUAGUGUAAAGAUUAUGUGGCCACGAACACAGGAAGAGAAAGAUCGUAAUCGCAAUUGCGGUUUCGUUAGUUUUAUGGACAGAGAGUCUGCAGCUCAAGCCUUAAAGAAUAUGGACGGAAAGGAACUUCUUGGAUACGUCAUGCGCGUCGGAUGGGGCAAAGCCGUACCUAUUCCUCCGAAACCUGUUUAUGCAGGCGUGCUCGCAGUUCUGAACGAAGAAGGUCGUCCACCACCGAGUGGGCUACCCUUCAAUGCGCAAAUGGUUCAUACCAAACAAGGCUUUAAUACCGUGCCUCCUCCCGGAUCGAGUUCGCAUGUUGUAAAAGGUCCUCGGCUUGAAGUGCAAAUUACACGUCCUGAUGAUCCUCUAAUUCUAAAAAUAAUACAUCGUAUGGUUGAGCGAGUAGUCAAAUAUGGCCCACCGUUCGAGGCAAUUAUAAUGGAUCGCGAAUGGAAUAAUUCAAAAUUCAGAUUUUUAUUUCAGAAUGACUCCUUAGAGCACAUCUACUAUCGAUGGAAGUUAUAUUCAAUAUUACAAGGAGAUCCCAAGAAUAAAUGGCGAACAGAACCAUUUCACAUGUUCGAUGAAGGACCUAUAUGGGUUCCGCCUGAAAUUCCAUUUGAGGAGGAGGGAGAUGACGAUGUAGACUCUGACGAGGAAGACGAACGAGAACGUGAGCGAAUACCCAAAGGCACUCUUGGACCCAAGGCCAAGAAUCGUCUCGAGUCUAUGCUUAGGAAACUAAUAUUUCAACGAGGUUCUAUUGCACAAGCAAUGGCGUUUGCUAUUGAUCAUUCAGAUGCUGCCACUGAGAUUGUGGAUAUAAUUUGUAAGACGUUGAUGAUUCGUGAAACGCCCAUACCAACGAAGGUUGCCCGGUUGUAUUUAGUUUCGGACAUUUUACACAAUAGUAGCGUUCCCGUACCUAAUGCUUGGAAGUUUAGAGCCGGAUUUGAGACGAGAUUACCGGAAAUAUUUGAACAUUUGAAUGAAAUUUACAGAUCGAUAUCAGGACGAUUGAAAGCAGAGACAUUCAGGCGGCAGAUAAUAACUGUUUUAACUGUCUGGGAGAACUGGAUCGUCUUCCCACAACCAUAUAUUGAAUCGCUCACAAAUACAUUUAUGAAGAAUACCAAGGAAGGCGAUGUUUCUGCCACUUCAUCAAAUUCUGAUGAAUUGAAUAGCAUGGAUUUGGAUGCUGGCAAUGGUGGAGAACGUGCUCACGGCGUUCUCCAGAUGAGACGUCUCAAUCCAAAAAGCAGGCCGAUAAAGAUGGGACAGUAA